AAUGUACGGACUGACCGGCCGGAGCUCAGGUUACGGAGUGCAUAUAUAUAUUGCACAGCUCCAUUCCCUCCCGAGCUUUCUCAGAAGAUCUUGUUUGUACCUCCCUCGACUCGCCUCAUCAUGCAUCUUUCUCUGUGGUCCCUGUUCGUGAGCUCUUGCUUGGCAGUCCCGGUCAUUGACCGGCAACAACAAGCCUUGCGACCUCUCGACAGGAAGGGCCCCUACACGCCAGACAACCGGGAUCCCUACGACCGCAAAGUUGACUCAUAUGGCAAUGACUGGCAGCCUCUGCCUUGGCGUAACGGUGAUGGUGCCACGAUGAUGGGGCCUCGGAACAAGGACCGUGAGAGGCAGAACCCUGACAUGCUUCGGCCCCCCAGCACCGACCAUGGAAGCAUGUCCAACUACCGUUGGAGUUUUGCCGACUCUCAUAUCAGAAUCGAGGAAGGAGGGUGGACACGGCAGACCACCAUCAGAGAACUUGGAUCGAGCAAGGAGAUUGCCGGUGUCAACAUGAGACUCGAUUACGGUGUGAUUCGAGAACUCCACUGGCACAAGGAGGCUGAGUGGGCAUACGUCCUAGAAGGUAGCGUGCGCGUCACUGCUCUGGACACCGAGGGCGGCAAUUUCAUCGAUGACCUUCAGAAGGGAGACUUGUGGUACUUCCCAUCAGGCCAUCCCCAUUCUCUGCAAGGGUUAAGCCCCAACGGCACCGAGUUCUUGAUUGUCUUCGACGACGGCAACUUCAACGAAGAAUCGACCUUCUUGCUGACUGACUGGCUGGCGCAUACUCCCAAGUCUGUCCUCGGGGAGAAUUUCCGUCUCUCGCCCGAAGUAUUCAAGACCAUCCCUAAGUCCGACAAAUACAUUUUCCAGGGUAGUCUGCCCGGCUCCAUUGACGAGGAGAAGCCACAUGGCACACACGUCAAGAAGUCAAAAUACCAGUUCACCCACAAGAUGCUGGACCAGGAGCCCCUCAACACCACUGGAGGACUGGUUCGCAUCACCGACUCGACCAACUUCCCCAUCUCCAAGACCAUUGCAGCGGCCCAUCUCGACAUUGCACCUGGCGCCAUGCGUGAGAUGCAUUGGCAUCCAAAUGCCGACGAGUGGUCGUAUUUCAUCAAGGGUCGCGCCCGUGUCACCAUCUUUGGGGCCGAAGGGAAUGCCAGGACCUUCGACUACAUGGCCGGAGAUGUCGGGGUGGUCCCCCGGAACAUGGGCCAUUUUAUCGAAAAUUUGAGCGAGGAUGAACCCGUUGAGGUGUUGGAAAUCUUCCGCGCCGAGAAAUUCCAGGACUUCUCUCUGUUCCAAUGGCUGGGUGAGACGCCGAAGAAGAUGGUUGCGGAUCAUAUCUUCGCCGAGGACAAAGACGGAGCAGACAAAUUCUUGCAAGAGAUUCACAAUGCAGAGUAUGAUCCGAUCCGGGGAAAGGCCGAGGAUUCCUAACCGAGAUUGUCGCUCAGUAUUCGGCGUUUUGCAAAAUGUGGAUGGAAGACUAUGUUCCAAAAUGUAUCUGUAAAGACCAAAUCCUUAGCACCGGGGGAACAUUACAGUGGAAUGAUCAACAGCUUGCUGGAGUGGACUUAAUACCUGGAUAGCGUCGCCUACUCCCCGAGUGCCACCAAAUUACUUCGUGGUAGAACAAUUUGCCGGACGCAUAUGAUCCCUUUUCGAAUGGGACAUGGCACGCAGACCACCUGCGCCGACUGAAAUCUAGAAGCA
This is a messenger RNA of Cladophialophora immunda, 1725 nucleotides long. RefSeq lists its product as uncharacterized. The record is from RefSeq and is a predicted model, not a curated record. Gene Ontology annotation, biological process: oxalate metabolic process. NCBI's taxonomy places the organism in Eukaryota, Fungi, Ascomycota, Eurotiomycetes, Chaetothyriales, Herpotrichiellaceae. The transcript has 3 exons. Bases 121 to 1449 code for a protein of 442 amino acids.